AUGGAAAAGGAAAACCAAACCAGUGUCACUGAAUUUCUCCUCCUGGGCUUCUCAGCUUGGCCAGAACAGCAGGCACUUCUUUUUACACUUUUCCUGUGUCUGUACUUAGCAGGGCUGUUUGGAAACUCACUCAUCUUGCUGGCCAUUGGCUCAGACCUUCGCCUUCAUACACCCAUGUAUUUCUUCCUUGCCAAUCUGUCCGUGGUAGACAUCUGCCUUCCUUCAGCUACAGUUCCCAAGAUGCUAUUCAACAUCCAAACACAGACUCGGUCCAUCUCCUACUCUGGCUGCCUGGUUCAGGUGUAUUUCUGUGUGAUGUUUGCCAACAUGGACAACUUCCUUCUCACAGUGAUGGCAUAUGACCGUUACGUAGCCAUCUGUCACCCUUUGCAUUACUCCACCAUUAUGACCCAGCGUCGCUGUGCCUCUCUGGUGGCUGUUCCUUGGGUCACUGCCAUUUUGAACCCGCUCUUGCACACCCUUUUGAUGGCCCGUCUGCACUUCUGCUCUGACAACGUCAUCCACCAUUUCUUCUGCGACAUCAACUCUCUCCUCCCUUUAUCCUGUUCUGACACGAGUCUUAAUCAGCUCAUGGUUCUGACUGUGGUAGGGCUGAUAUUUGUGGUACCUUCAGGCUGUAUCCUGGCAUCAUACUGCCUCAUCAUCUCUGCUGUGAUGAAAAUCCCUUCUAAGCAAGGAAAACUCAAGGCUUUCUCCACCUGUGGCUCUCACCUUGCCUUGGUCAUUCUCUUCUACGGAGCAAUCAUAGGAAUCUAUAUGAGUCCCACAUCCAGCCAUUCUACCGACAAAGACUCGGCUGCAUCUGUGAUUUUCAUGAUUGUCGCCCCUGCGUUGAAUCCCUUCAUUUAUAGCCUAAGGAACAAUGACCUGAAAGGGGCUUUAAAGAAGGUUCUGUGCCAGAGCACUGUCUGAAAGUUCAACAAGAGG
Messenger RNA from Condylura cristata (star-nosed mole), 948 nucleotides. Its product is annotated as olfactory receptor 1F12-like. The record is from RefSeq and is a predicted model, not a curated record. Lineage: Eukaryota; Metazoa; Chordata; Mammalia; Eulipotyphla; Talpidae. Gene Ontology annotation, biological process: G protein-coupled receptor signaling pathway. Gene Ontology annotation, molecular function: olfactory receptor activity; G protein-coupled receptor activity. Gene Ontology annotation, cellular component: membrane. The coding region runs from base 1 to 933 and encodes 310 amino acids. The transcript has a single exon.